AUGGCACCCAAGCAAGAUCGAAUCUAUGCAAGCGGGCGAUCGAAGUCUGUCGCCCCGUCUGCCUGCAUGGUCAUUGGCUCUGAUGAUGAGCGUGACCCCGAGUACGUGCCCCCAGGCACUUCCACCCCUUCCCGUGCUGCACGUGCUCCCAGAGCUACACCCAAAAAGGUGGCGUCCGGCGUAGUCACUGCCUCCCAGUCUGAUGAGGAGCGCACACUGACCGGCACACCCUCUGGGUCAGCCACAAAUGAAGAAGGAGCGUCUGGCUCCUUAGGAGUAUCCUGGUCGGAGGAAGCCUCCGGCUCUGCUGAGGUUCCCGCACCCACCAGCGCUGCAGCGUCGGCCUCGUCUGAUGAGGCUGACAGUUCGGAAUCCACAUCAGGUUCACCAGCUCAGGCCCCCACCCCAGCCACUAACCAGCCCAACCGGUUGUGUGUCGAUGGGCAAUUUCAAGUCUACUCCGACGCCAAGUUCCUGACUGAUAAAGGAGUGAUGACUCGAACACUCACCUUGGAGCGGAGGGUCCUUACAAGGAGUCUCCCGACGAUGCCUGAGAUCACAAUCUCUUCACCAGGC
Molecule: messenger RNA, 576 nt
Organism: Solanum pennellii
Lineage: Eukaryota; Viridiplantae; Streptophyta; Magnoliopsida; Solanales; Solanaceae
Product: myristoylated alanine-rich C-kinase substrate-like
Source: RefSeq, a predicted model, not a curated record